AUUAGUGGGAUGUUUCUGAAAAUUCGGCGUAAACACGAACCACCGAGCAGCAUCUUGACUCAAGAUAUUUCAUUUCACGUUACUUCCGUCCGCUCGGUACGCCUGCUGCUAUAAUGAUGUUAAAGCUCACGUUCAGCUGCAAAAUGUGUGGUAUCUGGGCAAUAUUUGGCAGUGAUGAGUGCCUAUCAGUUCAGUGCACCAGUGCCAUGAAGAUCGCUCACAGGGGCCCUGACGCCUUUCGCUUUGAGAAUGUCAAUGGCUUCACCAACUGCUGUUUUGGCUUCCACCGGCUGGCUAUUGUGGACCAGUUGUAUGGCAUGCAGCCCUUGCGCAUCAAGAAGUUCCCUUUUUUGUGGCUCUGCUACAAUGGAGAGAUUUACAACCAUCACACUCUGGGGAAGGAGUUUGAGUUUGAUUACCAGACUAAAGUGGAUGGAGAGGUGUUGCUCCAUCUGUAUGAACGCUUUGGCAUCCAGAAGAUGGCUUCUCUCCUGGAUGGUGUCUUUGCUUUUGUUCUGCUGGACACUGCCAACAGAAAAGUUUUUCUGGGAAGAGAUACAUAUGGUGUUCGGCCUUUGUUCAAAUUCCUCACAGACGAUGGAUUCCUCGCAGUCUGCUCAGAAGCCAAAGGGCUUACAGACCUUACUCAUCCAUCUGAGACCCCUGUGGACAUCGUCCCCUUUCUCCCUGGACACUUUGAAGUCUUUGAUUUGAAGCAGAAUGGCAAAGUUCAGUCCAUUCAAAUGGAGCAGUUUCACUGCUGCACAAAGGAGCCUGCGCAUGCCAUCUACGACACCGUGGAGAGGCUGCCCACAAAUUUUGAGGAAGAAACAGUGAAAAUCACCAUCAGAACCCUGUUUGAGAAUGCUGUAAGGAAACGUCUCAUGGCCCACAGGAGGAUUGGCUGUCUUCUGUCAGGUGGUUUAGACUCCAGUUUGGUUGCUGCUACACUGGUGAAGCUGGCCAAGGAGGAGAAGCUGCAGUAUCCUAUUCAGACAUUUUCAAUUGGGUCAGAGGACAGUCCAGACAUCAUAGCUGCUCGCAAGGUUGCAGCUCACAUUGGUAGUGAACAUCAUGAGUUGAACUUUACUGCGGAGGAAGGCAUCCAGGCUAUAGAGGAAGUCAUCUUUCAUUUGGAGACCUAUGACAUCACCACCAUACGUGCCUCUGUAGGGAUGUACUUGAUUUCAAAGUACAUCAGGGAGAAGUCGGACAGCGUGGUGAUCUUCUCUGGAGAGGGUUCUGACGAGCUAACGCAGGGAUACAUUUACUUCCACAAGGCUCCAUCUCCCAAAGCUGCUGCGGAGGACAGUAUUCGACUAAUGAAGGAGCUUUACCUGUUUGAUGUCCUCCGUGCUGAUCGCACAACUGCUGCGCAUGGCCUGGAGCUCAGAGUGCCUUUCCUGGACCACAGAUUCACGGCGUACUACCUCUCUCUGCCUGAGGAGAUGAGGAUUCCUCAGCAUGGAUUUGAGAAGUAUUUGCUGAGGGACUCUUUCAAAGGUCUUAACUUGAUUCCUGAGGAGAUCCUGUGGAGGCGCAAAGAGGCAUUCAGUGACGGCAUGAUGUCUGUGAAGAAGUCCUGGUACACUUUCCUCCAGGAGCACCUGGAGUCCAUGGUGAAUGACGACCAGAUGGGGAAGGCACAUAAGACGUUCCCUCACAACCCUCCAUGCUCCAAAGAGGCCUACUACUUCAGACAGGUGUUCGAGAAGCACUACCCAGGCCGGGCUAAAUGGCUUUCCCAUUACUGGAUGCCACGCUGGAUCAAUGCCACUGACCCAUCAGCCCGGACCCUGUCUAUCUACAAAACCGAUAAAGAUCAAUGAACAGCUGUAGAACAGCGGUGUGCCUUUGUCUGUCUGUCUGUCAGCAACAUGUUGGGGCUUCUUAACACAUUCAUGAAACGUUCUACAUGUAGCGUAUUUAGCUUUACAUUGUUUAACUCAGAUUAAAUUAGACCUCAUUCAGUGUGAUGUCACAGAUUUAGCACCAGUUAUUCAAUAGCUUUGAAAAAGUAGUGGAGGGCAUCUUCUGGGACCACUAUUUAUACAUCUGCAAAAUUCAUUCACAUACUGAACGUUAGGGUCGUACUGUAUGCAGUGUAUUUAAGUGGACCACACCUGUGAGGUUGUUUUCUGCUUUGUUUUGUGCUGGCCCACUUACUACAAAUUGGGUUUUUUGUUUUUUUUCAACUAUUUUGCUUUCAAGCACAGGACAGUUUUAAAUUCAUACAAUGUUUAAUUCAAAAUAUUUUACACAUUUUGUCCUAUAUAUUUUUAGGCUCAUAAUUUCUUUUGCCUUAAUCAUUGAAAGUAUACAAUUUGCCCUGAGUUCUAUUUCUUACCCUCCAGGCAGACAUUGCUUUUCUUAUAUCUCAUUAAUUAAGUGAUUAAAAUGAAUUUGCAGAGAUUAGAAAUGUGAUAUUGAUAAUCCUUUGCAUUAAUCACAAGCCUCAUCUUCUUUUAGGGACUCUAAGACAGACUGCUGCUUAGCUGCUACGGUGUCUGACUCUAAAACCUUCCCUGAUGAGCUGCUUACCUGGCUAAAACACUCUUGUGUUGCAUAAAUCUGAGCUUUAGCAUCAUGUUUUACUUGCUGUUAGACUAGAUUUGGAGUUUUUAGGAUUUUUAUUCAAGGGCACUAAUAUGUUUGGGGUUUUUUUACCAUAUCAUUUUUGAUUAAACAAAAAACAACUGUUCUCAAACGCCACAUCAGUCUUGCUCUAGUGAUGAGGCCUAACCUAAAUCACUGACCUGAAUGAGGUUGCCUUCUGAAUGUGGUAUUUUCUUCUGGAGGGACAGUGUUGUUAUACUGUAACUGGACAGUUCGGGAGCAUUUUCCUGCUGGUACUUCUUAGAUACUGUGGCCUCAUAAGUUACAGUAGACAUGAUGAUGAAUAUAUUUUAAUAGCUUGAGAUCGACUUGCCUUUAUGCUGAUUAUUCGGCCUGUCUGCAUUGGACGCCUGUUCAGAAAAUGGUGUAUGUUGGUUUGGAGUUUAACCACUAAUGGAUUGCUCUGUUUAGAGGUGCUAAUACUAAAAUGGCUGAUGCUCCAGCUUGUUGACAAGUAUAUUAUGCAAUUUGUGUGAAGGACAUCUUAACAGUUUCUCAUGGACAGAGGUGACUCAUAUGUGAAACUGACAUGGCUUUUCACACUCAUUAAUGUCACCUCUGCCGCUCUGCUCUGGGAAUUACGUCUUUGGUUAGGACUGGCUAUGCAAACAGACAUUUGUUGCAAGUGUGUUACAGGUAUAUGUAUGUCAGCUUUUUGAAUAUUGUAAUAAAAAAGUUAAAUACAGCAUGUCAGAGGUUUUCAUCCACGUGAGAUAUGAGAGCAAACUGCAGAAAAUUGGAAAAAAAUAUCUCCUGACAAUAUACAUGCAAUUCAAUAACUGUUAACUACAUUAUCAAUCUCUGACACCUUGAGGAUAAAGUGAUCACUGUAAGGUUCGUAUUUCUGAAAACCAUUUAAUUCAGGGCUGUUUCAUCAGAUUUGUAGUUAAUUUUGUCCAGCUCAUUACUAUUUAGUUGUUUGUCUGAAUUUCUUCCUCCUUUGUGUCAUUGUCUCCACUUAAUGCUGCUAAAAUAAAUUCACCUCUAAAGUGUA
Messenger RNA from Scatophagus argus, 3610 nucleotides. It is a transcript of the gene asns, whose product is annotated as asparagine synthetase. Gene Ontology annotation, molecular function: asparagine synthase (glutamine-hydrolyzing) activity. The record is from RefSeq and is a predicted model, not a curated record. Bases 114 to 1829 code for a protein of 571 amino acids. The transcript is spliced from 12 exons. NCBI's taxonomy places the organism in Eukaryota, Metazoa, Chordata, Actinopteri, Scatophagidae. Gene Ontology annotation, cellular component: cytosol.